Messenger RNA from Symphalangus syndactylus (siamang), 3847 nucleotides. It is a transcript of the gene SEZ6L2, whose product is annotated as seizure related 6 homolog like 2. Lineage: Eukaryota; Metazoa; Chordata; Mammalia; Primates; Hylobatidae. The record is from RefSeq and is a predicted model, not a curated record. Gene Ontology annotation, cellular component: endoplasmic reticulum; neuronal cell body. Gene Ontology annotation, biological process: regulation of protein kinase C signaling; synapse maturation.
GGCUCGACACCUUUCUCAGCUUCUCCCUCCCGCAGCUCCAGUGCCCGAGCUUCGGCUCUCCCAGUUCCCCAACCCACCCCUUCCCCUCCCCGACAAGCCCCGCUAGAGCCCAGUGGGGACCCCCCCGAUCCUCGACCCCACCCUAAACCCCCAGAAGCUGCCUUUCUCCUCCCCAGUCCCCUAGCUUGGGGUCCAGCCAGCCCAGUGGACCCAGGCGCCUGAGCAGGAGGGUAACCCAGGCCACCCGGCCCCUUCGGCCCUCUCAGCCCCACCCCCUGCAGCCGGAGCCGCGCCCCCUCUACCACAGAGCCGGGAGAAGAGGACAGAGGAGACUGAGCAAAGGGGGGUGGGCUCCAGGCGACCCCUAGCCCAAUUCUGCCCCUCCAUCCCAAGGGGCAGAGAAAUUGUCUUUCUUUGCUGACCCCUACCAGGAAAAAAAAAAAAAAGAAUUAAAGGGAAAGAUAAACGGAGACGGAGGAAAGGUGGCAGCCAGAUUACUUAGAGAGGCACAGAGAGAGAUCGGGGUGAGUCGCCAUGGGGACUCCCAGGGCCCAGCACCCGCCGCCUCCCCAGCUGCUGUUCCUAAUUCUGCUGAGCUGUCCCUGGAUCCAGGGUCUGCCCCUGAAGGAGGAGGAGAUAUUGCCAGAGCCUGGAAGUGAGACCCCCACGGUGGCCUCUGAGGCCCUGGCUGAACUGCUUCAUGGGGCCCUGCUGAGGAGGGGCCCGGAGAUGGGCUACCUGCCGGGAUCUGAUCCGGACCCCACGCUAGCCACCCCUCCGGCCGGCCAGACUCUCACAGUGCCCUCCCUGCCACGGGCCACUGAGCCGGGGACAGGGCCUUUGACAACAGCCGUCACCCCUAACGGGGUCAGGGGGGCAGGCCCCACUGCGCCAGAACUGCUGACCCCUCCCCCAGGAACCACAGCCCCACCCCCACCCAGCCCUGCCUCCCCAGGGCCUCCCCUUGGGCCUGAGGGAGGAGAGGAGGAGACGACGACCACCAUCAUCACCACGACAACUGUUACCACUACGGUGACCAGCCCAGUUCUAUGUAAUAACAACAUCUCCGAGGGCGAAGGGUAUGUGGAGUCUCCAGAUCUGGGGAGCCCUGCCAGCCGCACCCUGGGGCUCCUGGACUGCACUUACAGCAUCCAUGUCUACCCUGGCUACGGCAUUGAGAUCCAGGUGCAGACGCUGAACCUGUCACAGGAAGAGGAGCUCCUGGUGCUGGCUGGUGGGGGAUCCCCAGGCCUGGCCCCCCGACUCCUGGCCAACUCGUCCAUGCUUGGAGAAGGACAAGUCCUUCGGAGCCCAACCAACCGGCUGCUUCUGCACUUCCAGAGCCCACGGGUCCCAAGGGGCGGUGGCUUCAGGAUCCACUAUCAGGCCUACCUCCUGAGCUGUGGCUUCCCUCCCCGGCCGACCCAUGGGGACGUGAGUGUGACGGACCUGCACCCCGGGGGCACUGCCACCUUUCACUGUGAUUCAGGCUACCAGCUGCAAGGAGAGGAGACCCUCAUCUGCCUCAAUGGCACCCGGCCAUCCUGGAAUGGUGAAACCCCCAGCUGCAUGGCAUCCUGUGGUGGCACCAUCCACAAUGCCACACUGGGCCGCAUCGUGUCCCCAGAGCCUGGGGGAGCUGUAGGGCCCAACCUCACCUGCCGUUGGGUCAUUGAAGCAGCUGAGGGGCGCCGGCUGCACCUGCACUUCGAGAGGGUCUCGCUGGAUGAGGACAAUGACCGGCUGAUGGUGCGCUCAGGGGGCAGCCCCCUAUCCCCCGUGAUCUAUGAUUCGGACAUGGACGAUGUCCCCGAGCGGGGUCUCAUCAGUGACGCCCAGUCCCUCUAUGUGGAGCUGCUGUCAGAGACACCUGCCAAUCCCCUGCUGUUAAGCCUCCGAUUUGAAGCCUUUGAGGAGGAUCGCUGCUUCGCCCCCUUCCUGGCACAUGGAAACGUCACUACCACGGACCCUGAGUAUCGCCCAGGGGCACUGGCAACCUUCUCGUGCCUCCCAGGAUAUGCCCUGGAGCCCCCUGGGCCCCCCAAUGCCAUCGAAUGUGUGGAUCCCACAGAACCCCACUGGAACGACACAGAGCCGGCCUGCAAAGCCAUGUGUGGAGGGGAGCUGUCGGAACCAGCUGGCGUGGUCCUCUCUCCCGACUGGCCCCAGAGCUAUAGCCCCGGCCAAGACUGCGUGUGGGGCCUGCACGUCCAGGAAGAGAAGCGCAUCUUGCUCCAAGUCGAGAUAUUGAAUGUGCGGGAAGGGGACAUGCUGACGCUGUUCGACGGGGACGGUCCCAGCGCCCGAGUCUUGGCCCAGCUGCGGGGACCUCAACCGCGCCGCCGCCUCCUCUCCUCUGGGCCCGACCUCACACUGCAGUUUCAGGCACCGCCCGGGCCCCCAAAUCCAGGCCUGGGCCAGGGCUUCGUAUUGCACUUCAAAGAGGUCCCGAGGAACGACACUUGCCCCGAGCUGCCACCUCCGGAGUGGGGCUGGAGGACGGCAUCCCACGGGGACCUGAUCCGGGGCACGGUGCUCACCUACCAGUGCGAGCCUGGCUACGAGCUGCUAGGCUCCGACAUUCUCACUUGCCAGUGGGACCUGUCUUGGAGCGCCGCGCCGCCCGCCUGCCAAAAGAUCAUGACUUGUGCUGACCCUGGCGAGAUUGCCAACGGGCACCGCACCGCCUCGGACGCCGGCUUCCCUGUUGGCUCCCAUGUCCAGUACCGCUGCCUGCCAGGGUACAGCCUCGAGGGGGCAGCCAUGCUCACCUGCUACAGCCGGGACACAGGCACACCCAAGUGGAGCGAUAGGGUCCCCAAAUGCGCCUUGAAGUACGAGCCGUGCCUGAACCCGGGGGUUCCCGAGAAUGGCUACCAGACGCUGUACAAGCACCACUACCAGGCGGGCGAGUCUCUGCGCUUCUUCUGCUACGAGGGCUUUGAGCUUAUCGGCGAGGUCACCAUCACCUGUGUGCCCGGCCACCCCUCCCAGUGGACCAGCCAGCCCCCACUUUGCAAAGUUGCCUAUGAGGAGCUCCUGGACAACCGAAAACUGGAAGUGACCCAGACCACAGAUCCAUCACGGCAGCUGGAAGGGGGGAACCUGGCCCUGGCCAUCCUGCUGCCUCUAGGCUUGGUCAUUGUCCUCGGCAGUGGCGUUUACAUAUACUACACCAAGCUUCAGGGAAAGUCCCUUUUUGGCUUCUCGGGCUCCCACUCCUACAGCCCCAUCACCGUGGAGUCGGACUUCAGCAACCCGCUGUAUGAAGCUGGGGAUACGCGGGAGUAUGAAGUUUCCAUCUGAACCGCAAGACUACAGCUGCAGGACCCAGGACGCCUCUCCCCUCCUCAUUUGGGCAGAGGGAAGUAUGGGACCCGGUCUCUGCCUCCUGGCUGCCCUCCUCCCUGGCUGUGUAAAUAGUCUCCCCAUCCCACGAGGGGGCUUUGAUGGCCCUGGCGAUCCUACAGUAAAUAAACCAGCAUCCUGCCGCCCAAAGCCGCCUCUUCUCAGUUGCCAAACGAGGGGCCUGCCCCCUACCCUACUGGCUUUUGGAUUCUGGGAGGGGAACUCUGCCUCCCUGAAUAUCUUGCAGCCCCUCCUGCCCAGGGCACCCCUCAAGGACUGCCCCCGAUAGCUCUACUGUUCCCUUGGCCACGAAGGCACCCCCCUCCCAGAUGCCCUGGCCCUAGGCCUGACUCCAGCCAGGAGGGUCAGAAGAAGGAACCAAGGGGAGAGCUGGGACAAGGCCUUGCCCCCUUCCUGCCAUCUCCCCAACCCGCAGUCUCUCUACCUUUGCUUCUGAAUUCUUGUUUUUGAGCAAUAAACAGAAAAUCACCACUUGUAA